ACCAAACCAGACACUGCGUCAUGAACGACUGCUGGGCAGGAAACCCCCUGGACAGACCCUCGUUCUCGGACCUGGAGACCCGGCUCGGCGGGAUGAUCGGGGAGGCCGAAAGACAGUACUACCUGGAGCUGAACCAGCCCUACCAGGUGGACAACACCGACAGCACCUUUUUGAGCCGACUGCAGAGUCCCGACUACUCCGUCAAGGUCCGCGAGGGCAGCCCGACCGUCGACCACCAGGGCUAUGAGGUGCCCUUCAGCCCCAGUCCGUGCGGCGCCGUGCACCUGCCCUUCGGCGAGCCCCUAACCCCUCGACACACGACGCUUCAGAUGAGCUACCUUCAGAGUUUUCAUAAUCCUGAGGAUCCCUGCGGAAAUUACAUGGCUAUGUCCACUCCGGGCCACAAAGAUCAGGUUGCCUUCGACUUCGACAGCGACACGGUCAGGAGCAUAGCAAAGCGAGACAGCGAGGCCUUGCAGGAGGACUACGGCUUCGGCGAGGGCGGCGUCGACAGUCACAGCGAGGUGAACUACCUGUCCAUGGACUCGUCCAAGCCCAGCCAGUCAUUUGAGGAGGAGCGCCUGCUGAAGCCCAACGUUUCCCUUCGGCCGAAGGUGGCUCGACAGGCCUCGGAGUUGGAGAAGCACGACAGCGGCCUCUACAGCCCGACGGCCAUGCAGAAUAACCCCAGCUACAUGAUGAUGAACAACUUCCUAAAAACGGACGAGAACAAUUACCUGAGCCGAGAGGACGCCUGCGACCUCGCCAAGGACUGCCCCGAGUACAUCAACUACUCCAGCGUCCAGAAAGUCAAGCCACUGCCGAGGGAGUACCCGAAGGAGGGUAGUUCGGAAGUCGAGUACACCAACCUACUCGGUGGCGACUCUAGAGGGAGGACCGUCUCGGAGGCCUCCAGCGGCCUCGGCUCCAUCUCGGAGGAGAGUCCGCCCGAGUCCAGGGGAAACCACGUGAUCAGGGAGGCCAUCCUGGAGGAGCCGAUCGCUGCCUGAGAAGCACAUGCACAGGAUCUCUCUCUCUCUCUCUCUCUCUCUCUGACUCUCUCUCUCUCUCUCUCUCUCUCUCUCUCUCUCUCUCUCUCUCUCUCUCUCUCUCUCUCUCUCUCUGACUCUCUCUCUCUCUCUCUCUCUGACUCUCUCUCUCUCUCUCUCUCUCUCUCUCUCUCUCUCUCUGACUCUCUCUCUCUCUCUGACUCUGACUUUGUCUCUCUUUCUCUUUCUCUCUCUCUCUCUCUCUCUCUCUCUCUCUCUCUCUCUCUAUAUAUAUAUAUAUAUAUAUAUAUAUAUAUAUAUAUAUAUAUAUAUAUGGCUACAUUAUGCAUAUGAUCCUUAAUGCAAAAAGAAAACAAAAAUAUAAAUAGACAUAUUUCAAAAUGUUAUGACAGAGGUUACUUAUAUUAAUUUUUAUAUUAAUUUACACACACACACACACACACACACACACACACACACACACACACACACACACACACACACACACAGACACAGACACAGACACACACACACACACACACACACACACACACACACACACACACACACACACAUACAUACACAUAAACACGCGCACACACAAACACACACUCAUCACAUAACCUAUGCGCACCCUGUACUUAAAAAUACUUAAUGUAAUCACUUUGAAACUCCAUGAAUCAGUAUCCGCCUUGUGCUGUUCCCGUUGCAUCAUGUGCCGCCGUGUCGGUGGCGCUCUUACAGAAUGUGUUCUUUCCGUGCAAUAAGAAACUAAACCAAAGUGAUGUUAAGUGCAUGAAAUCGUGUUCUCUUGAACUUAAAACACAUAAUACCAUUUUUACGCUAAACUAUAAUUGCUCAUAAAGGAAAUAUGUGAUAUGAUGGCAGUCCACUCGAAAAACGACUAUCGAUAUGUGGACAAAACUUCGCUCAGUGUGCAGUGAUAAGUACUGUUCUUGGUGCACUGAUGCAGUGAAGCCGGAUGGACACAUCUUGUGCAGUGAAGUCUAGACAAUAUAUACCUCUUUGAGACCCCCCCCCCCUCGCCCCUUCCAGGCGUGAGGGAAAGGAGAGCGAUGCCGGGCCUCCCCACACUCCUUUUCUCUUGAUUCUCUGAUAUGCCCGAAGCCAGCCUGCGCCCCGAGGCCACGGCUAUGAUUUUUUUUUUUUAUGAAUUGUCGGUUUGAGACUGCAAUUGUGUGUGUGUGUGUGUGUGUGUGUGUGUGUGUGUGUGUGUGUGUGUGUGUGUGUGUGUGUGUGUGUUUGUAUGUGUGUGUGUGAUAUAGGGCUAUAUAUGAUAUAGUCUUGUUACAAAGGUUGCUUGCUCAAAGCUUUCUUGAGUAAAUAUUAGUUUCAUCACACCAGUUCGGGAAAAAAUGUAAAAUACUUUUUUUUACGGUUAUAUAUAUAUAUAUAUAUAUAUAUAUAUAUAUAUAUAUAUAUAUAUAUAUAUAUAUAUAUAUAUAUAUAUUUACACACAAAUAUAUACAUGUAUAUUUUCUUUUUCAAUCGUGCAUAUAAAAUAAAUAUAUAUUUACUGAUCAAUGCGACACCAAGCCAUGUGUAGAUAUGGUUGAUGUAUAAAUCUUUCCCGAAUUGUUUAUUGAAUAUCAUGCAUGUCAAGUACAAACUGCAAGAUUUGUUCAAAUGGAAACUCAUAUUAUAUAUUAUUAUGCUGAACUAACAGAUAUGCUGAAGUGUAUCUACCUUGUUCUUGAAGUUGUGACCAAGAAACAUAUCCAUAAUUUUAUGUCAGUUUUCUUACUGUGUAAACACAUAGGGAACAAUACAAUUGUCGUAAAAGAUAUACAUAAGGUUGUAAAUACUGAAGGACAGUUGUGAUAGAAGAAAGUUGAAUAUAAGCAUGAUUUCAACAAUUAGCCAUAAAAAGGAAAACAGUCUAACGUAUCCUCCUGUACAGGAACUAUUCCAAGGAAAAUUUAACCUUAAAUCAAUUGGCUCCAUUAUGAUCCUUAACUAAUAUAAAUGCAAAAAAAAUAUAUAUAUGAAUAUCAAAGAAACAUUUAAAUCUGUUAGGACAAAGGUUACUUUGACUAUGUUGCCUAUUGUUAAUUUUCCAAUUUUCUUAGAUCAGAUUGUUCAUCAGACUGUAUAUUGACUAACUAGCUCUUGUCAAUCCUCUGGUCUCAAUUUUCUAGAGAAAUUGAAACUCAUACUCUUUUGCCUUUCAAUUCUGUGAUUCCUUCAUCUUUCUGAGGGACUGAAGCAUCAGAAUGCAAAAUUCUGUAUGUGUAAAGCUUCGAAAUCUGCAAGAUAAGCUUCAAAGAAUCCGUUUUUAUAAGGAGUUGAAAUCUAGAAGAGACGUAUAUGGUUAGCACUUAGUUACUGAGCCUUUAUCCAAAGACGAGUGUAGUUUUAAGUGACAGAACUAUUUGCUGAUAUGCAAAUAACCUUUUGAGUGUAGUAAUAAAAGAAAUGUGAUGUA
Molecule: messenger RNA, 3435 nt
Organism: Penaeus indicus
Lineage: Eukaryota; Metazoa; Arthropoda; Malacostraca; Decapoda; Penaeidae
Exons: 2
Coding region: 21-1010 (329 amino acids)
Source: RefSeq, a predicted model, not a curated record